Messenger RNA from Colias croceus (clouded yellow), 1772 nucleotides. RefSeq names its product RING-type E3 ubiquitin-protein ligase PPIL2. Gene Ontology annotation, biological process: protein peptidyl-prolyl isomerization; protein folding; protein polyubiquitination. Gene Ontology annotation, molecular function: ubiquitin-ubiquitin ligase activity; peptidyl-prolyl cis-trans isomerase activity. Gene Ontology annotation, cellular component: catalytic step 2 spliceosome. Lineage: Eukaryota; Metazoa; Arthropoda; Insecta; Lepidoptera; Pieridae. The transcript has 9 exons. Bases 179 to 1735 code for a protein of 518 amino acids. The record is from RefSeq and is a predicted model, not a curated record.
GCAACUGUCAAAAUAUAUUGAAUGUCUUGUUUUCAAUUUUCAUUUCCGUGAUUUCCAUCGUAUUUCGUACAAAGUCGAUUCUAAAAAAGCAUUAAUUACUUUUAAACUAAAUACUGUGACUUAAUAAUAUUUGAAAUAAGUACAAUUUAUUAAAACAGAAUAACACAAACUAGCAACCAUGGGUAAACGACAGCAUCAAAAGGAUAAAAUGUACUUAACGUACACCGAAUGGACAACAUUGUACGGUGGUAAACGAUCGGGUACAGCAGUGGAAGAGGACACAUCAUUUAAAAGGCUCCCGUAUGAUCAUUGCUGUUUAUGUUUACAACCCUUUGAGCAGCCUUACUGCGAUGCUGAUGGCAAUGUGUUUGAGUUGCAGGCCAUAAUUGAGUUUGCGAAAAAGUUUAAAAUUAAUCCUGUGACUGGCAAGAAAAUCGAUUUAAAAGGCUUGAUAAAGUUGAACUUCUUCAAAAAUGCAAAGGAUGAACACCAUUGUCCAGUAUUGUUCAAACCGUUCACAAAAAACUCUCACAUUGUCGCAAUUCGUACAAGUGGUAAUGUCUAUUGCUAUGAAGCUGUGGAACAGCUCAAUAUCAAGGGAAAGAACUGGAAGGAUCUCAUUGAGGAUACACCAUUUGUGAGGAGCGAUAUAAUUACAAUACAAGACCCAAACAACCUUGAUAAGUUCAAUAUUUCUAAAUUUCAUCAUAUUAAAAAUAAUUUGAGGGUUGAAACAGAAGAGGAAAUAGCUUUAAGAAAAGAUCCACACGCUAGGCUAAAAACAGUGUCAUCUGAAACCAAGGAAAUUCUGCAAGAAUUAGAGAAAGAGUACAAGGCACCAGAAGCAAAAGAAUCUAAAAAAGAGGUAGCUGAUAAAUUCAAUGCAGCUCACUACUCCACGGGCAUGGUGGCGGCCAGCUUCACAUCCACGGCGAUGGUGCCGGAGACGAAACAUGAGGCAGCCAUCAUUUGUGAGGAUGAGGUCAAAUAUGAGAGGGUUAAGAAGAAAGGGUAUGUAAGAUUAGUGACGAAUUUGGGACAGCUAAACUUUGAGUUAUACUGCGAUGUGACACCGAAAACUUGUGACAACUUCAUCAAACUCUGCCUCAAUGGAUACUAUAAUGGAACUAAGUUUCACAGGUCUAUAAGGAAUUUUAUGAUUCAAGGUGGAGACCCAACCGGUACUGGUUUAGGCGGAGAGUCAAUAUGGAAGAAACCAUUUGAAGAUGAAAUUAAACCAAACUUGCAUCACACUGGCCGUGGGGUGCUUUCUAUGGCCAAUUCAGGACCCAAUACAAAUGGCUCACAAUUUUUCAUAACGUUCCGAUCAUGCAAACAACUAGACGGCAAGCACACAAUCUUCGGCAAACUCGUCGGUGGGUUAGAUACACUGAGUGCUAUGGAACAGAUAGAGGUGGAUAAUAAAGAUCGGCCCAUCCAUGAUAUUGUUAUAGAAGUGGCUCAGGUGUUUGUUGAUCCGUUUGCUGAAGCUGAAGAACAGCUUGUCAUAGAAAGGGCUGAAGAGUUAAAAAGACAAGCUGAAGCAGAGAGCCAAGGUAUCAAACCGAAGAAAGCCAACAAACAACCCUUAAAAGUGUUCCGUGAAGGUGUCGGCAAAUAUCUAAACUUACAAGAACUGACAGAACCAAAUAAAGGCACUAAAUCACAAGAGGUACCAGCUAAAAAGACAAAGAAGGAUAAUAAAGGAGGGUUCGGUAGUUUCGACUCAUGGUAAAUUUUGUGUAAAACGUACAAUAAAAAUAUUAAAUCUU